AAGCAAAGCUACUGCUGCUGUUGCUUCUGCAGUCAUCAACACGGUGCUGUGGUAUUGGUGGAAUCAUUCCUCUUUCAGCUCUACGGGCUCUGCGUACACUUAUGCACACUAUCAAAUCCCCCAUAUUUUGUGUAUGGCGAUAUGCAGCAGUACAACACACUCGGCAACACUUCGCCAGUUCAUUUGUAUGUCCCGUGUAAAACUUAAAACUUGUUCGAAUGCGAAAAAAAGAGGUUGAUUUCCGUUCGGACGCUGGUUAAUCUUUCAUAAAUUUGCGUUCCUUAGUUAAGUCGGUUCGGAGUAUAUUUGAGUUGUUUGUGAAAAGUGGCGUUUCGAAAGUAGCGGUGCCGUUUAACCUCCCCGAAGUGCUCGUCCGUAUAUUUCCGGUCCGUGCAAUCUCCCGUGUGAAAGUGUUAUUCGUGGUUUCGUGUGGUAUUGAAACAGGCAGAGAAGAGUGUGGUGAUUGGCUUUACGAAGCGUAGUGAAACUUUUUUUUUUCGAGCCAAGCAAAUAGUUGUUGAGCUCGGAGCUAAUCUCGGACAUCUUGCCUUCCUGGCGUGUGUGUGGUGAUUGUAGUGAGGCAGGAUUCUUCCUUCGCCAAUCAAGGUGCCCAAGUUUUGCAGCGGUGACAGCGGAACGAAUCCACAAAAUUUCCAUCCAUCUCGUGGCAUCGCAAACACUUCCUUUGUGCCCGAAUACAGAAAGAGAGAGGAACGAUCCAGAGUGUGUACCCGUACUCACCCCCGGUUCCCAGAGAAUACACUAUCAAAACACAGGCAGCUGCGGUACAAUCAAAUGAUAUAAAAUGUCCGUCUUCACUAACAGCACCACCUUCUUCCAAAGCGGUACCUCGGCCCAAUUCGAGUACGUGCUGGGGCUAUACCCGCAGGCCUUGAGGCUACGAGCGGAAAAACGAGGCACCGGCAAAAAGUCCGAGAAGCUGAUCCGACUGGACGAGUGGUACCAGAACACGCUGCCCAAGCUGAUCAAGAGUCGUGGCAAGGAUGCCCACCUGGUGCACGAAGAGCUGGUGCAGACGAUGGAAUGGAAGCAAACCCGGGGGAAGUUCUAUCCGCAGCUGACCCAUCUGAUCAAGAUCAACACGCCGCGCGCCGUGUACAUGGAAACGAAGAAGGCGUUCCGCAAGCUGCCCAACCUGGAGCAGGCGCUGAAUGCGCUGUCGAAUCUGAAGGGAGUUGGCAUCACGAUGGCGUCCGCACUGCUGGCUGCGGCGUUGCCAGAGAGCGCCCCCUUCAUGGCGGACGAGUGCCUGAUGGCCGUUCCGGACUUCGAGAGCAUUGACUACACCGCGAAGGAAUAUCUGAAGUUUGUGGCGAGUAUCCAACAGACGAUGGAUAGGCUGAACAAGGAAAUUCACGCUGGAGGAGACGAGACCGAGAGCAACGGAGCCGAGGAGAAUGGGGAUGGGAAGGUGAAGAAGUGGACGGCGCACAAUGUUGAGUUGGCCCUAUGGGCUCAUUAUGUUGCAGUUGACCUGCAACCGGAGCUGCUGAAGGAUAUGCCGGAAAGUAAUGGGGUCGUGGCGGCGGCGGCGUCGAACGGUAGCUCCCUGGAUGCGGAUCAUGACGAGAACUCACAGAACGGGGCACCCUCGGAUGAGAGUAAUAUGGACAGCGACACGGUGCUUACCAAUGGAAACACCAACGUGGACAGUAUGGAUGGUUCGGAGAAUGGAACGGUUGGAGAGUUGGAGAACUCGGCGGCGCCCACCGCAAAUGACGACGCGAAGGACCUUCCCGCCGAUAGCUUAGAUGAUUGCACCAAAUCCGGCGACAGUUUAGAUGAACCUCCGGCCGUGAAAGCUACCACCGCAGCCGUGGCCAGCCUCUGCACUGCCGACGCGGAGGUUGCGGUCGACAGCGAUUCUCAGAGCAGCAACAGCCAGAAGCGUCCGCUCUACUGUGACAACAAUUCCGACGAACAGCCAGAGAUAAGUGCUCCCAAGCUGUUAAAGCUGUAGAGACCAGGAGGACCACAGGACUGCAUUCUUUUUUUUUUUUGCUAUUAUUUUUUUCAUCUUUCACUCCCCCCUCCUGAGUUGGUUUUCCGGUAUGAGAGUGCGAGCGAACGAACGAUACGAGCGUGAGGAUUUUUUUAAAGGAAAGCAAGAAUGAGUUGUGGCUAUGUGCGCGCGAGGAUCGUGAGUAUUUUGUUCUUAUCCAUCCCCCGAUCACCGAACACCACUCCCAAACCACGCCCCACGUAUUUAUGACGCCUCUUGACGCCAGCAGACAGCCAGAGAGUAAGCAACAAUGAAACAAUAGGACAACAACCGUAACAAUGCGAUCCCUUCCUUUAUACAUUAGGUAAAUCAGCUCGCAGAAUCAUCGUGUAGCGUGAAUGUAGGGUUUAAGUUAUGGUGUCGCUCCGCCCCCAAAAUAAACAAAAACACACCCAUCUACUACUAUACUUGCUAGCUCAUAAUAUAUUGUAUUUUACACGUAAUUAUUUUAUUUACAAAUCAGCAUUAUCGGAUAGAAUAGUAGCGGUAGAUGACCUUUUUUUUCACCACAAUUUUUUUUAAAUGAAUUUUGAAACACAAAAAACAGCAAAAGAAAUACCCAAUAAUACAAAAGAAAGUGCGAUCGUGUUAGCCUUAGGAUUUUAGAAAAAAACGAGAUGAAAAGUUUGAGCGAAAGAAAGAAUCUAUAUUGGUUUGAGUUUUAAUUCUGCCAUCCCGAAGCACGCCCCCUUAAACUUCCACACGCGCAUCGUUUUUAUCGGUUCCGUUGAUCUUUUUGACGUGGGACUACGUCUAACCGGAGUAUAUGGGGGGUAAAAUGAAAACCCAAACACAGAACAUGCAGGGAAAAAUGAAAGAUUCCGAAUGCCUAUAACUCGAACAUUUCUUACUGGAUCGGAAAGAUGUUUGUAUCAAUUGAUAGCUCACUGCUCACUGAAUUUCUACGCAUACCAUUUGAUGAUUAGGUAAAAAAUUAAUAACCAUUUGCUGCGAUAGCGCCUAUUGAUUGAUCAACAUACAUUCGAAGUACAUGUCAAAAUCGAAACUGAGUGCCUGAAGUUCAUCAAAUCAAGCAAAUUCACGGUUCGAGAAGUACGUACACUUGAGAGUGGCGACUUCAGAGGGAAAAGUAAAAUUAAAUAAACGUUUGAUAAUUCUUCCGUUCACAUAUUUUGUCCUAAGCAUCAUACCAAACGUAAAAGGACUGUCCCUCAAUUUAUUUGUAACGAAAAACAUAGUCUAUCACAAUCCAUGAAUUGACCUUACAUGGCAAUUUAUUCAAUCUCUUCAUUCACAAAGCAAAUAUAUUGUAUUCGAUUGAAUUAGGAAAUUGUGUCAUUCAAUCAAAAAUUUAAUCAAUACAAACAAAUGAUUGCUAAGCUAAGGUAGUCCCACGUCAACCUUGCGGUUAUAUCAUAGAUAUAACCUACCCAUUUUUUCUAGUGGCGAACCAGUAUUCACUAUCGCCAGGUCAACGAAUCCAUUCGCUUUUUGUGGACAAAAUGCAAAUCCAAAUGGACAAUAUUCCGCCUUCCCUGAGAGGAAUACACCAUUCAUUGGCGCCAUACCAUAGGUGCGAGCCCCGUGAGCUAAAAUAAGAGGUAAAUGCAAUUUCCAUCCCAUCGUGUGCGGAAAUUCGAUCAAGGCAAUAUUCCAUCCGGUGCCGUUGUCAUCCGGGGCUCGGAAUAGUUCGGCCUGUAACCUUCGCGACUGAACAAAAAAAAACACAACAGUCACUUGUUCGAACUAUCACCGGCAGUGAAAAGGGGAUAAGCUUUUGUUUUGUAUACCUGGAAAACAAUUUUGCCAAACCGAUCCAUUGUGUUGCAAACCAUUCCCGACGUUUUUGUAUCGUUCCUUUUUUGUCAACUAAAAUAAACGAAGUUUCUGAUCGAAAACAUAAACUGAAGUUCCCAUAGUUGCUUGUUUGGCUCUCGGUAACAAUGUAGCGCCUUACGUUUGCACCUAACCAAACUGAAUCAUUUGAAAAAGCACAAAUGAGCCAACCACCACAAACUACAAAUCAAUAUCCAUUAUGUCUGAACACAGAGAGCCAAUAAAAACAAAAACAAACAAAAAAACGAAACGCUAAUACCAACUGGAAAAAUGUGACUUAUUAGAAGCUAAGGCAAAAUAUUUCCCCUCCCAAAAACAAAACAACCGCAGCGCGCCGCAUCUCGUGGGGAUGCUCGUCCCAAUUUUGAAACGCUCCACCUCUCCCUCUCCCCCUCCUCUUUCUCUUUUUUUUGACACGAUAGUGGAUAAGCUAAACCGAUUUUUGCUUUUGUUUCUCACAAUGUGAGACUGAGACAGAGACAUAGAGAGAGAAAAAGCGGAACAUGGGUGGAUGACCACAAACUACAAAACAUAGGAUGGAUGGAUAUAGGAUAUAUAUAUAUAUAUUUUUGAUAUGGAGUAUUUAUAUCUCGAGUGACAACACACACACACACACCCUGCGAUUGUGGAAAGAGACACUGCACCGGAAAAUGGUCGCGUGUUGUGCACGGGAAGCACGCGCAGAACAACACUGUCUGUCGGUGGCGGCGGCGGUACUUGUGCGCGAAACUUUAUGUAUACAAUUAUUGUGUUUAGGAUGUUGUUAUCACAUGCAACACAAAUGGGACGACGUUCUUGAAGAAAGCAAAAAAUUGAAAAACAAAGAAGGAAAGCAAAACAAAAACAACUACGGGCGUUGAAGUGAAUCUAUCAUUUAAUACAAUCCAUUUUAAAAACAAAAUAUACAUAUAUAUGAAUGUUUAAUCCGAAGAUUAUCGUGUCAGUUUAGAAAGUAUACAAACAAACAAAAAAAACUAGAAAACAAAUAAACAAAGAGAUAAAAGAAAUGAGACAAAAAUUAAGAAAACACGUUAAGAUUCUUUGUAAGUGAAUAAUAAUCAUGCUAUUAAACCGGUAAGGAUCUUCUUAUAUAAACACACACACACACAAGUAGGUUUACGAAACUAGCGAUACAUUGAAUAAAAAUGCAACCAUCCAAAAAU
This is a messenger RNA of Toxorhynchites rutilus septentrionalis, 4983 nucleotides long. RefSeq lists its product as uncharacterized. The transcript is spliced from 2 exons. Bases 806 to 1981 code for a protein of 391 amino acids. NCBI's taxonomy places the organism in Eukaryota, Metazoa, Arthropoda, Insecta, Diptera, Culicidae. The record is from RefSeq and is a predicted model, not a curated record.